ACACCGUCACACCGGAUCCCAUCUCUCCGUUUUCCACGCGCAGCCUUCUUCGUCGGCAGAGGCGGUUCCAGUGGUGGCGCCAUUCUCUUCCUCCGCCGUGACUUCAUCUUCAUUCCGCACGUCUCCGCCGCCGGGCGGGUUCCGACAUACUCGCCCUCAUCCACGCGGUAACUAGGUUUUCGCGCUGUGGGAGUUUACACAGUCUCUUUUCUGAGCCGCAGAGAUUGGAUUUGGAUUUCGAGAGGUCCAGAAUCCACAAUUCUCAGCCGUUGAUCUCUCAGUCAACAACCUACAUACAGACACGCCUUCCACCUGGACUUCCACAUCAGUUCUCUCAAAGUUUCAUCGCGCCAUGAAAUCAGGUUGGUCGUAGAAACCAUCAAGGACUUAGGAUUAUCACUCGGAAGUUGCUGAAUUGUAGUGGUUUUAGCUUUGGUUGAUGGGGACAGGAGAAGAGGGCACGCCUUCUAAAACUUCCAAACCUCCCUCUUCAUCUCAGGAAAUACCCCCGACGCCUUCAUAUCCUGAUUGGUCAAGCUCAAUGCAGGCUUACUAUGGCGCUGGUGCUACUCCUCCUCCUUUCUUUGCAUCUACUGUUGCUUCUCCAACUCCCCACCCUUACCUUUGGGGAAGUCAGCAUCCUUUGAUGCCACCUUAUGGAACUCCAGUACCUUAUCCAGCUAUGUAUCCUCCUGGGGGAGUUUAUGCACAUCCCAAUAUCACUGUGCCUCCCGGCUCUGCCCCAAUUAAUGCGGAAUAUGAAGGAAAAUCUCCUGAUGGAAAAGAAAGGGCGUCCAAGAAAUCCAAGGGUACAUCGGGAAAUACUGGUUCAGGUGGCGGUAGGACCGGGGAGAGAGGAAAGGUGGCUUCAAGUUCUGGAAAUGAUGGUGCAUCUCAAAGUGAAAGUGGUACUGAGGGCUCAUCAGAAGGCAGUGAUGAGAAUGCUAACCAACAGGAAUUUGCUGCGAAUAAGAAGGGCAGCUUCAACCAGAUGCUGGCUGAUGGAGCCAAUGCACAAAGUAACACGGGUGGACCAAAUUCCAAAUCUUCAGUGACUGGGAAACCCAUCACUUCCAUUCCUGCAACUAAUCUGAACAUGGGAAUGGAUUUGUGGAAUACCACCACUGCUGCCUCAGGGGCUGCAAAAGCAAGAGCAAACGCGGUCUCCUCAGCUAUUGUUCCAGCAACGAUGAUUGGUCGUGACGGUGUGAUGCCAGAACAAUGGGCUCAAGAUGAACGAGAGCUAAAACGACAGAAAAGGAAGCAAUCUAACCGAGAGUCUGCUAGGAGGUCAAGAUUACGUAAGCAGGCGGAGUGUGAAGAAUUACAGGCCAGAGUGCAGACUCUGAACAACGAGAACCGUACUCUCAGGGAUGAGCUGCAGAGACUCUCCGAGGAAUGUGAAAAGCUAACAUCAGAAAAUAGUUCCAUCAAGGAAGAAUUGACACGAUUUUGUGGACCGGAGGCAUUAGCUAAAUUCGAGAAAGGAACUGCUGCUACUCCGGCUGCCCAGUCGUGCGGUGGUGACGAGGGUAACAACUAAGAGUAACAAUUCGACACCAUUUAGAAGCUGCGAUUCCGGUGUGGGAAGAGGAAACCAUAUUAAUUAACUCGGAUUUAUGAUCUUGUCUUAGGAAUAUAGAAAUUUAUUUUUCUGACUAAUCCAUACGCUUGACCUCUUUCAACUGUAACAUUAUAAAAGAAACUGUUACUCGCUUGGUGGUUCACUGCACCUUGAAAGCAUGAUGGUGCAUAAGAUUACAAAUACUUCUAAGCUUUCUA
Molecule: messenger RNA, 1782 nt
Organism: Cucurbita pepo subsp. pepo (vegetable marrow)
Lineage: Eukaryota; Viridiplantae; Streptophyta; Magnoliopsida; Cucurbitales; Cucurbitaceae
Product: G-box-binding factor 1
Biological process (GO): regulation of DNA-templated transcription
Cellular component (GO): nucleus
Molecular function (GO): sequence-specific DNA binding; DNA-binding transcription factor activity
Source: RefSeq, a predicted model, not a curated record